UUUUACGGAUCAAUUCUCUUUGCCAUAGAGAUCACCAUUUUAUAUACCACAUAAAGAGGUAGUCUUCCAUUCAUCACAUCCGCUAUAUGUGGGAUGGUAUAAUCUAAGUUGAGUUUUAUGCAAUCAACUGGGCAAAUUUUUAUACUCGUGCUGUUUAGAGACCGAAAUUAAUGUCCAGAGUAUAGAAAUUUGAUUUGUUGGGUCCGAAUUUACUUACAAACAACUACUUUUUCUUUUUGCCAGCUAGUCCAAAUUUCAUGGUAGUUGAAAAUGAGGAGUCCGAUGACGUUUCUUCGCGGCUUCUUUUAUUUGCAUAGUCUGGUUUGUCGAGAUUUGAUUCAGUUAUGUCCACGGUAUUUGGUUGUGAUUUAUUAUAUUCAAAAUUGCUUGUGCAGAGGAUGUUUCAUCAGGUGUGGUGCUGCAGACGGAAGAAGUUGAUAUGUCCGGAGCCUGGAUGUUGUGCACCAUCACUCUCACAUACGGGUUACUUUUUAAUGGAGGAUGAAAAGGAGUGUGCCUAUCGUCGACGUUUGUUUCAAUCUCGACGAAUGCCUUGUUGGUUUGGGCAGCGAUCAUCGGAGUUUGAGGAGGAUGAGAACUCAUGUACUUCCGACACGAGGUUGCCACAAUGAUUAUCACCAAAAACAACGAUCUACCAAUCCUGAUGGAACAAAAAAGAAAAGAGAAAUCGCUGGUAAUACAAGCCUUACAGUGCAGGACUUUUUCCCUGUUUGUUUGGAAACCGAGCUAACAGAAGACGAAUCUUAUUCAGGAAAGUCAUUUGUCGGCGCUAUCAAUUUUGUCAUAUUUCAUAGUUCUUGGUAUGAAUCGGUCAACAACACAAUUUGCGAAGGGGGGAACGACACUGUAGAAUGUUGGAUGACAAAUCUGGCAACGUUUAUUGACGGAAAUUCUCCUGCCUUCCGCGCAGCUCAAGAUUGCGUCAUCGAUUACUACGAAGUCUAUUACGGAGUAUCUCUUAAUAUCACAGAAUAUCCAAGUGGCACUCCAUACAAUGAAUCUGACAGCUGCGCUGAUGUGGAUGUAAACGAGUUUGAAACGGAGUUUAUAAGUGAUCUCAAUAUAACUGCUUUGGAAUAUGAAGACCUAACGGCUACCGAUAUCGACGAUCUUCUACAAUUUAUCCAGUAUGACAUGAUUUGCCCAGAUUGCACCUGUGACGACCUGGAUAACAACGACGAAUAUUUUGAAACUCUGGAUUUUGAAGACGGUACUUCAUGCGGUGAUUGUUGGUCAUCGAGGUUCGCUACCGGCAUUCGACAUGACUCUAUUCUCCAGAAACCUGCAUCUAAACUUGCAGCAAAAAAAUUGGGCCUGAAGCCAUCAAACAUAUGUCCUCCGAAGGAUAUUGACUUUUCCUCAGAAAACAUUGUUACAAAUAUACUUGGAAUAAACGUCACAUGCGGAAUACAGAAUACUACAAUAAGCUUAGAAUCUUGCGGUUUAGCUGAUCUUGGAUAUGUAGUGGCUCAAGAAAUUUUUAUUAACGACCCCACGAAGGACACAGAUCCAGAAAUUGUGCCACCGGAGUGUUUUCCAAAACUUAAAAAUAGAAAUGGGAAGAAUGACAAAAUUGCCGUUUUCACUUUUCCAAAGCAUGAAUGCUGGGCACACGAGGACUACAAUGAAACGCACGUGACAUACACAUAUGCUAUAAGAAAUAUGGAAGCGGAAGAUUUAUAUUCAGUAUCAAUAAUAGACCGGCACGUUGAACUUGAUAUCAAUAUUUCUUGUUCACAUCCAAAUGGAAUUAUUUCACUUCCAUUCCCUGUGGAAACAUUGACAAGAACAGCAUCAUUUCAAUUAUCUGAGCACUCGCAACCAGUCCAAGUAAAAAUGGAAGCGUACAAGGAUUCUCAUUUUCAUAUACCUUACAGUGCCGAAAAUGCAACCGUUGAGAUACCCGAUAAUAUUUGGAUUAGGUUUUCCCACGACGGCGACGAUUCUAUUUUUAUUGAGGUUUUUGACUGUUGGAUAACUCCGACAGCAAAUAUUGGGGACGAAUACGCGUAUUUUGUCGUAUACGGAGGGUGCCCAGAAAAAGAGAACAACGGUACCGGGACGAGGGACGCCGCGCUACAGCUGCGUACUUGUGUCAAUACAACCGCGAGCUUCGGCUUCGCUUCUUUUAAAUGGAGUGGGUUAAAUCCAGAUAUUUAUACGGAUGAUAACUCACUUCAUCUUCAUUGUGAAAUUAUUCUUCAUCGAUGGGAUAAUUUACCUUGUUAUAAUAAGUCUUGUUCUCCACCACCUACUUCUCGAAAACGAAGACGAGAGGUUGAGAGAUCAGCCGUUGAUUUGCAAAUGGGUCCGAUUAUAUCGACUCUCAAUAACUGCCCCAAUAACGAAUGCAACUGUACCCAAAGAUGUUUCGGCUGUGAUGAUUACGGCAACUCAAACUGCGGUUGUUUAAAUAAUUACUUCUUAAUGGACGACGGAAGAACGUGCGCGCUACUGGAUGAUAGUUGGUCACACGAAAGAGCUCACGGAUAGCAUUUAUCAUUUCUCCAAAUAAUGCAAUUCUCACCAGAACUGUGCACCAAUCAAAUACAGAACGGUUAUGAUGAGGGAACAAUCGAACAUGUUAAUGACAGAUUUCUAACGGAGAAAGUCACCCUGCACUCUGUGACGAAGAGACUGGCAUUACGACUAUUUCCCUUAUUUUUUGUAUCAUAAACCUCGCGUUAUUCUGAUAAUCACCAGAACAUAUUUUCUUCAGUGCCCCUUCCCCCAUGGACAUUAUCGAGUAUAAGAACAAGUCAUUCCUUCGCCGCCUCACCUAUUUUUCUACUAGUAUUGAAAUUUGAUUAAAAUAAAAUAUUUAUAAACUAUGAACUAAAUGAUUAAAUGCACUUAUAUGAGAUGAGUCAUUCCUGAUGAGCAGGAAACCGAUAAAACGACUUUGCCGUAAGAUCAACCACGCCUCAUUACUAGUUCAAAUCGGGUUUGGGAAUAGUCAACCAGUUAUUUGUUCAGUUCCAUGGACUUGGUGCUUGGUUAAAUACUCAGUGAUAUUUGCAAUUAAGCAACAGUGUUUUAUCUCACAUUCGUCACCUGCAAAUAUGAUUACUUUUAUGUUUAUUACUUUCUAAUUAUGGUUUGCAAUUUCAGGGUAAACAGCACGUGACCACCUUUCGUAUGUCUCCAAAAUUUGAUUUAUUUUAUCUGAAAAUAUAUAGAAACAGCAAAAAGCAAGACUUCCUCAAUGAAGUAUGUUUAAUUAAAACUAAUAAAAUAAAAAUGAAAGCAA
Molecule: messenger RNA, 3271 nt
Organism: Styela clava
Lineage: Eukaryota; Metazoa; Chordata; Ascidiacea; Stolidobranchia; Styelidae
Source: RefSeq, a predicted model, not a curated record